Messenger RNA from Gambusia affinis (western mosquitofish), 1395 nucleotides. Its product is annotated as synaptophysin-like protein 1. Gene Ontology annotation, cellular component: synaptic vesicle membrane; synaptic vesicle. NCBI's taxonomy places the organism in Eukaryota, Metazoa, Chordata, Actinopteri, Cyprinodontiformes, Poeciliidae. Bases 141 to 764 code for a protein of 207 amino acids. The transcript is spliced from 6 exons. The record is from RefSeq and is a predicted model, not a curated record.
CACGCCUUAACGUCUAUGGUCACGUGUCAGCCACUGCGAUUCGCUGAAAAGUUUGACUCGACACAAGGAGCCUGCACGGAGCUGCAAGGCCAAAAAGAAGCGGAUAAGUUUUAUUAGUCUGGUUUUCCCUCGAAGCGAACAUGGAAUCCGUAGCUCAGAAAGUGCUCUCGUCAGGAUUCACUCUCGACUUUGGACCCCUGAAGGAGCCUCUAGCGUUCAUCCGUGUGCUAGAAUGGGUUUUUUCCAUAUUCGCCUUCGCUACGACUGGAGGUUACAGCGGGUCCACCAGCUUCAACAUCGUGUGCAAAGGAAGCCCAUCUAAGGAAGUAGUUGCGUUAUUCAACUACCCGUUCAGGUUGAUGGACCAUCCCUAUUCGGUUCCUGGCUGUGGUCCCAACGCAACAACAAAAGACUUCUUCCUGACCGGAGAUCACUCGUCCUCUGCACAGUUCUACGAUCUGCUGGUGACUGCAUCCUUGGCUUUCCUGUGGCUCGUAUCAUCCUCCGCCUGGGCUAGAGGCUUGACUGAUGUCAAAUCAGCCACUAGUUUUGAAACUAUUUCCCAUGUUCUUGAUGUUUGCAAGAAAGACAACACUUGCACCCCAGGAGCUUUGCCCUCUAUGGGCAAAUUAAAUGCUUCUGUGAUAUUUGGAUUCCUUAACCUCAUCCUGUGGGGAGGAAAUUGUUGGUUUAUAUACAAAGAAACCCCUUUCCACAAGACAAACCAGCCUGCCAACAUUGAAGCUGGAGUGACGCCAUCGUAACUGCAGGGCUCCCUCAUUUGAAAAAAAGUCUGAUAUGUGCAGCUGACUGCUCUUUUUGCAGAAAAGAUUCUAGUUUUAUGUUGUUUUGUUUUUUUUUUUUUGCUUAAUCAGACAUUUAUUUUUGUCAUUUCAUCUCAAAAGGUACUAAAAUUUAUUGUUUAGCCAAAUGUUAAUACAGACCGACCCAUGUAGUACUAAAGCAUACAGACUUUUGAGUUUGUAGAUAACACAAGUACAAAUGCAAAACCUGCUUUAACAGCUGCACACCUUUUUCACAGGAUACUGUACAGUAUCUUAGUUCAAUGCAAAUUUUCUGUAAUUAAAUAUUGUACAAAACUCAGGGCUGAUAAGAAUAUUAAUCAGACUUCCAGUUUCAGUUCAAGUGCUUGAAUGUGUUUAGUUAAAACGAAGCCCACGUUUAAAUUAUAUAAAUGCCACUGAGAGAUUAUUAUGUAAAGGUCAAAUUGUUUUUUUUUACUUCCUUUUGCAGUCAUAAUAAUUGUUACAGCAAUGGUAAUGUUUCUAGUUUAGACUAACAUCUGAAUAUUGUGCUGAAUGCAAUGUUUCUGUUGAGUCCGUUAAGAACAUUUUACUGUUACAAUUUCAAAUAAAAAAAAAUAAUUUCUCGUUA